AUGUCUUUAUGGCUCCCCAAACCGUCCCCGUCUUUACUUGCACGCAGUUAUAGUCGCCAAAACUACCUCGUAACUCUUCGUGUGCUUGCGGGAGCAAGUCAAACCCACCGCGCUCAUCCUGUUCCUCUCCCGCUCGGCAGACGCUAUGAGAGUACAAAACCCAUCCCCGAGAGCGUGCGGAAAGUGUCGACCGAUGCUCAGGUCACCGCCGAGCCGAAACCUACACCCCCGACACCUAAGGACGCUGUAGAGACGGCUCCGCUGGCGACGCGGGUAUGGAAAAAGGUGAAGCACGAGGCCCAACACUAUUGGCAUGGUAGCAAGCUGCUCGGGGCGGAAGUGCGGAUCUCCUCGAGGCUGCUCUGGAAAAUCCUGCAUGGCGAGAGCCUGACGAGGAGGGAACGGAGGCAGUUGAAGCGCACGACGCAGGACCUUUUGCGACUUAUCCCUUUUGCAGUUUUCAUCAUCGUGCCAUUCAUGGAACUUUUGAUACCGGUUGUCCUCAAACUGUUUCCGAACAUGUUGCCUUCCACGUUCGAAGACAAGUUUGCAGCUGAAGAGAAGCAACGCAGACUUUUGCGUGUCAGGCUCGACAUGGCCAAGUUCUUGCAAGAGACUCUGCGCGAAUCUGGUUUGAAGGCCAACGUGCAUAUAGUCGGAAGUGACGCAUUCAAGGAGUUUUUCCGCAAAGUUCGGUCAACGGGAGAGUCCCCUUCCGCUACGGAUAUCAUCAACGUUGCACGCCUGUUCGAUGACGAUCUUACACUCGACAAUCUGUCGCGUCCACAACUAGUGUCCAUGUGCCGCUACAUGGGCAUUAACGCUUUCGGUACCGACAACUUCUUGCGCGGGACCAUUCGGACACGACUGCUUGAGCUGCGCCGGGACGACCAGCUGAUCGACAUGGAGGGCACGGACAAUCUCAGCACUUCGGAGCUCCAAGCGGCCUGUCAGAGCCGUGGCAUCCGAACCGGCGGUGUGUCUCCUGCGCGCUUGCGGGAGGAAAUAUUGACAUGGAUCAAUCUGCACCUGCACAACCGGGUCAGCGGCGUAUUACUCGUUCUUGCUCGGGCCUUCCAGUUCGUGAAGAAGCCCGGCGAGGAUGAGGACGGCAAGACGGCCAUUAUCAAAAGCCUCGAGAGCGUCUUGAGUGGCUUGCCAGACAAUCUGCUUAACGAAGCAGAGCUAGAGGUCGACUCUGACAAGGCGAGCUAUAAGCAGAAACUGGAAGUUUUGCAGCAACAGGAAGAACUCAUUGAGGAUGAAGAGGAGCAGGAGCAGAAGGAAGAGGACGCACGGCGGGCGAAGAAGGAGGAGGAAGCGCGUAUGGCCGAGUCCCUUUUACCCGAAUCGGAGCUGGAGCCCGAGCAUAUUGAAGAGAGCGAUGCUCGCAUGACAACGGAACAGCUAAAGGAGCUCGGAGAAGCGCUCUCGAUUCUCUCUGCAAAAUCCAGCGUGUUGAAGGAGCGCGAUGAGCUGCGCGCUCUCAUGGAGGAGAAUAUGCAAACUGACGAGGAGGAGGAUUCGAAAUCGCCCUCCGCUGCUCUGACGAAGCGCAUCCGCUCAAUGCUUACGAAAAUCGACCAGCAGCUCUCUGAUUACGAUGCGCGUGUCGGCUCUUCGCUACAGAUGAUCUCGUGCGAUUCGCAGGGCCGAAUCUCCGUACAAGACCUGGAGAAGGCGCUGGCCGUCAUCAAGCACAAGCCUGAUGAGGAAGUCGGACACAGGGUGAUUGAGAAGCUUGAUGUCGACAAGGAUGGAUUCGUUGAGCUGGAACAUGUUCUUGGUCUGGUUAGAGAGGAGGGUCUGGGCACAGUUCUUGAUGACGAAGCCCAAUCCAUCAUCGGACAGGGUGACGAGCUCAAGAAGAGCAAGCCGCGGAAGGAGGAUAUAGUCCAGGAGUGA
Fibroporia radiculosa is the source of this 1905-nucleotide messenger RNA. RefSeq lists its product as uncharacterized. Gene Ontology annotation, molecular function: ribosome binding; calcium ion binding. NCBI's taxonomy places the organism in Eukaryota, Fungi, Basidiomycota, Agaricomycetes, Polyporales, Fibroporiaceae. Gene Ontology annotation, cellular component: mitochondrial inner membrane. The record is from RefSeq and is a predicted model, not a curated record. Gene Ontology annotation, biological process: intracellular monoatomic cation homeostasis. The coding region runs from base 1 to 1905 and encodes 634 amino acids. The transcript has 7 exons.